Messenger RNA from Cicer arietinum (chickpea), 429 nucleotides. RefSeq lists its product as uncharacterized. The record is from RefSeq and is a predicted model, not a curated record. NCBI's taxonomy places the organism in Eukaryota, Viridiplantae, Streptophyta, Magnoliopsida, Fabales, Fabaceae.
AUGGGGCAUGUGAUCUCAAAGGAUGGAAUUGUUGUCGACCCAGCCAAGGUAAGAGCAGUUGUUGAUUGGAAACGGCCAGAGGCUGUUACUGAUAUUAGAAGUGUUGUUGGAUUAGUUGGUUAUGCUCGGAGAUUCAUUGAAGGUUUUGCUAAGAUUGUAUCCUCAUUGACAAAGGAGUGCGGGGCUAGUUAUAGAAUGUUAAAGGAACGUUUGAUGACCUUGCCGGUGCUAGUUUUACUACACCCAGAUGAACUCUAUGAAGUUUAUUGUGAUGCUUUUCAUCAAGGAUUGAGAAAGAUCGUGAGACUUCAGGGAGUGCCUUCUAGCAUCGUCUUAGAUCGUGACCCAAAGUUUACGUUUCAUUUUUGGGAAGCUUUGCAUGAAGCAUUGGGAACGAAGUUGAGACUAAGCUCUGCUUAUCACCUGUAG